AUGCGCGCUUUUACAAGAUUGGGUGCGUCGGUGUUUGCGAUGGUUCUAUCGUUAAUGACCAUCUUGGCUUUACUACCUCAAUCGAGAUACACGGAACAUUUGAGGAAGAUUGAAAUAGGAGGGACGAGUAUUAAUGAUGUGACGGAUGGUUUGUGGGAUUGGGCAAGUGGGGAUGAUGAUGGAGGGGAGGGAGAAGAAGGAGGUGUAAGACUGGUGGUUUUUGGAGACAGUUGGGUUGAUGAUACGAUUGAAGAGAAUGGGGAUGGAAAGGGUAGAAGUUGGACGGAAGUUCUUUGUGAAGAGCUCUCGUGCACUUCAAAGAUCAGCCUAGCAGUCUCCCAACCCGCAUCUUCAUACCCAUCAUCACCACCCACUGGUGCCCUUUCAUCCAACAAAGUUUACCUGUCUUCCAUCGAAAACACCGCAGGGCAAAAUAAUACCGAAACGAAAAUCACCCUCGAAUCUAUGCUCCCCGAUCUUGAAGCUCAAGUAAAAUCCUUCAUCGCCCUUCCUCUGCCAAAAAAGAAACUCAAAGAAACAAUCUUUGUCGUCUCCUUCGGCACAUGGGAUGUAUGGCAUUACGCAUCCCUCGAUUACACCAAAGCUCAAGAGGCCCAAAACAAAGCUGUUACCGAAAUGUUCGCGCAACUCGACAAUUUGUACGCACAUCAUAGGGAAACUUUGGAAGCUACUCAUGUUAUCGUAAAACCACAUAAUGAAUCGCAUGUUGUGGCCAAACCACAAUUUAGAAUUGUCAUCCAAAAACUUUUCGAUCCGACAAUGUUGCCUGGUUGGAUAAGCCAAAGACCGAUGCCAUUGAAACCUAGUUCUGUGGCGGAACACCAAAAGAAUGCAAUUUCACUGGUCAGAGAUUGGGAUAAUAGUGUGGAAAACUUUAUCAAGCCUUGGUUUGCUAGUACACCAGAAGCCACCACUACUUCCGAAUGGGCUGAACCAGCACCAGCACCAGAAGAACAAGGAUCUGGAGAUGCGGUUCCGGAAACAUUCGACCAGAACGAUGGACAGCAAUCGCAAUCACAAGAAACGCGUGAGUCGGAAGGCGUUGUUGAGACGGAAAAUAAACCGGAUAUUCCUCCGCCACAAAAAGAUAUCUAUUACUAUGAUCUGAAUAGAUUCCUCACGGAAAUUAUUAUAGAACAUCAAUUGGAAGAUGAAGGAUUAUCUGACGCGAGUGGACUCGGUACAAAAGAAAGUCCAUACAUUUCCGUAUAUGAUCCUUGCGUACGGGCAGGAGAUGACGAGGCAAGCAAGAAAAGAGGACCUGGAGAGAAGCGAAAAUCGGGGAAAAUCAAUAAAGGAAGUGAGAAGAGAGGAGAAAUGAAAGAUACAAAGGCAUUACCGGAUAUUAAUGGGUUCCUCGUCUGUGAACAACCGGAUGAGUAUCUUUUCUGGGAUGAUUUUAAUAUGGGGGGACAGGCAAAGGAGAUGGUGGGGAAGGAAAUCGCAAAGAUGGUUCGAGAGGGGAAGACUUUGAGGAAGAGUUGGGGAGAUGGGACUGUACCGGGUGUGUGA
Botrytis fragariae is the source of this 1533-nucleotide messenger RNA. RefSeq lists its product as uncharacterized. The coding region runs from base 1 to 1533 and encodes 510 amino acids. The record is from RefSeq and is a predicted model, not a curated record. NCBI's taxonomy places the organism in Eukaryota, Fungi, Ascomycota, Leotiomycetes, Helotiales, Sclerotiniaceae. The transcript has 2 exons.